Messenger RNA from Purpureocillium takamizusanense, 1643 nucleotides. Its product is annotated as Dimethylallyltranstransferase. Bases 211 to 1254 code for a protein of 347 amino acids. The record is from RefSeq and is a predicted model, not a curated record. Lineage: Eukaryota; Fungi; Ascomycota; Sordariomycetes; Hypocreales; Ophiocordycipitaceae. Gene Ontology annotation, cellular component: cytoplasm. Gene Ontology annotation, biological process: trans, trans-farnesyl diphosphate biosynthetic process. Gene Ontology annotation, molecular function: (2E,6E)-farnesyl diphosphate synthase activity; dimethylallyltranstransferase activity. The transcript is spliced from 2 exons.
CGUAUUCGUAAAUUCCUACCAAAACGACAACGGCCCAAUCCCCUCGCUCCCUGGCCCGUCCGCUAUAUACUGGGACAUCUUCCUCCCACCCCACCUCCUCCAUCCUCUGUUCCGCCUGCUCGUGCGACAGGUCUUCUCUCUCCUCCCCUCCCCUAGCUCCCCCCUCCCUUUCCCGAAGCCUCCAUCGCACAGCACCGUGCAGCCGUUGCUAUGGCGCAAAAGACGACCCUCAAGCAGUUCGAGUCGGUGUACCCGAAGCUGGAAGCGGCCAUCCUCGACCAUGCUCGCUCCUACAAGCUGCCCGAGGCCGAGCUGAGCUGGCUCAAGAAGAACCUCGAGGUCAACCCCCUAGGCGGCAAGUGCAACCGCGGCAUGUCCGUCCCUGACUCAGUCUCCCUCCUCCUCGGCAAGCCUCUCGACGAGGAGCAGUACUUCCAGGCCGCGACCCUAGGCUGGAUGACGGAGCUGCUCCAGGCCUUCUUCCUCGUCUCCGACGACAUCAUGGAUAGCAGCAUCACGCGCCGUGGCCAGCCCUGCUGGUAUCGCCAAGAAGGCGUCGGUAUGAUCGCCAUCAACGACGCCUUCAUCCUCGAGUCAGGCAUCUACAUAUUGCUCAAGAAGUACUUUCGCUCCCACCCCAGCUACAUUGACCUCGUCGAGCUCUUCCAUGAGACCACCUUCCAGACCGAGCUCGGUCAGCUCUGCGACCUUCUUACCGCCCCCGAGGACAAGGUCAACCUCGACAACUUCUCCAUGACAAAGUACAAGUUCAUCGUCAUCUACAAGACUGCCUACUAUUCCUUCUACCUCCCCGUCGCCCUCGCCCUCCACCAGCUGGGCUUUGCCACUCCCAAGAACCUCAAGCAGGCCGAGGACAUCCUGAUCCCCCUCGGCGAGUACUUUCAGAUCCAGGACGACUACCUCGACAACUUUGGCCUCCCCGAGCACAUCGGCAAGAUCGGCACCGACAUCAAGGACAACAAGUGCUCCUGGCUCGUCAACCAGGCCCUCGAGAUUGCCACUCCCGAGCAGCGCAAGAUCCUCGAGGACAACUACGGUCAAAAAGACGACGCUAAGGAGGCCGUCAUCAAGAAGCUCUUUGACGACAUGAAGCUCAAGGAGCGCUACCAAGAAUUCGAGGAGCGCCGCGCCAACGAGAUCCGCGCCAUGAUCAACGGCGUCGACGAGAGCGAGGGCCUCAAGAAGGAGAUUUUCACCGCUUUCCUCGACAAGAUUUACAAGCGCAGCAAGUAAGCGUAGCGCAUGGGGACCAGUUGGUGCCGUGGGGGCCGGCACAUGGACGUGAUGCAGUCACGAGUGAUAGAAUAUAGAUACAGAGACGAUAAUGUGAAGAUGCCAAAAAGUCUGUAAAUAGUUGAGCACUGUUUCGGGCUUCACUUGUACCGCGGUAGGCAAUGUUCUUGUCGCGUCAAUCGGGAUAUCAUUCUUAGCGCCUAUGGACUCCUGCUAGCUGUCUCAAUGGAUGCUCUUGCCAUACCUCUCUCUCGUUCGGAAAUCCAGUCCAAUCCAAAAUCCCAAGCCAGCAAACCUAAAAAAAAAAUCCGUGUCCGACGUACAGAAAAGCACAUCCAGAUCCAUCCUUUUCAACCCCACCAAGCAGAAGAGAAAAGCAUUACAAAGCA